CACGUUAACAAAAAAGAAGCUGAACCGUCAAAACAUAAACAGAGGAGACAACCUUGUGUGAACGCAGCUAGCUCGUAUUAUACUCUUAUUUCAGCUCAAAGCUUUAUCCAUGCACUCCUAAUGUUGUGUGCUUCCAGUUACCGAAUUCUGGGUAGAGACACUUAGCUUAUUUGCUAAGUAGUGAGGUGGAGAAAACAAAUCUGCAAUAAAGAUUAGGACUAAACUAAGAAGUACGUCUCGUCGGGCCUUCGAGUGGAGAGGUUGUACCUCGAUACGACGCAGGACCAGGGAGACAGCAUGGCUGAGACUGACGGCAAAUCCGCUACACUUAACGGUGACUCUGAAGAAAAGAAUCCAGGAGAAGAUCAACAAAAGGAGGAGAAUGCCUCUGGAAGCAAAGAGGAACAAACAGAGUCUUCCUCUCAAGAUGCCCCCAAAGAAACAACAGAGGCAUCAGGGGACAAACCUAUGCCAGACAUGGAAGGGGAGACUGGGGCAAACAGAGAGGGAGAGGAGGACGAAGAUACAGACAGCAUGGAUGGCAGUGGACUCUACUCCUUGACGGAGGACGGUGAACGGGAGAGUGAGGGAGGGAGACGAGAGAGAGCUAAGGAAAAAGAUAGUGGGAAAAGAGCAGCUAGAAAGAGAAACAGACCUGGUGGCGGCACCAACCACUCUUCCAGCUCAGAUGAGGAUGAUGAUGAUGACGACGAUGAAGAACAGAAGGAUGAUGAUGAGGAUGAAGAUGAUGAUGAGGAGGCCAUGGAGGCCUGGCUAAGAGCAGAAGUCCGUGAUAUGCGUGGCCCUGUGUGGCAAGCAGUGCCCUCACUGCGCUCCAGGGAAAUCGGCCAGAACUCGCACCAGUUUGUGAGGCGCGUGUGUGGAGCCCGCUGCCUCGUGCAGAGGCUGGAGCUUCAGGGUCGCUUAGAGAGGCAUACAGGUUGCGUCAACACAUUGCACUUCAACCCCUCUGGCACACGCCUGGCAUCAGGUAGUGAUGACCUGCGAGUGGUGAUAUGGGACUGGGCCAUCCGCCGUGCUGAGCUGGAGUUUGACAGUGGACACAAGAGUAAUGUAUUUCAGGCAAAGUUCCUGCCUCACAGUGGAGACUCCACCUUGGCCAUGUGCGCUCGUGAUGGUCAGAUCAGAGUGGCUGAGCUUUCUGCCACGCAGCGCUGCAAGAACACAAAGCGGGUAGCACAGCAUAAAGGUGCAGCACACAAGCUGGCCCUGGAGCCGGAUUCACCGUGUUCCUUUCUGUCAGCUGGAGAGGACGCCGUGGUAUUUGGUAUUGACUUGCGUCAGGAUCGCCCUGCCAAUAAACUGGUGGUGGUAAAGGAGGGUGAUAAAAAAGUGGGAUUGUACACUAUCUUUGUCAACCCAGCCAAGACACACCAAUUUGCUGUUGGUGGGAGGGAUCAGUAUGUAAGGAUCUAUGACCAGAGGAAGAUUAAUGAAAAUGACAACAAUGGUGUACUGAAAAAGUUUUGUCCCUCACAUUUGGUUUCCAGCGAAUCCAAAACCAACAUAACCUGUCUUGUCUACAGUCAUGACGGCACAGAACUCCUGGCUAGUUACAAUGAUGAGGACAUCUACCUGUUCGACUCCAACCACAGUGACGGGGCAGACUAUCGCAGGAGAUACAAGGGACAUCGCAAUAAUGCCACGGUGAAGGGGGUGAACUUCUACGGACCAUGCAGUGAGUUUGUGGUCAGCGGUAGUGACUGUGGACACAUUUACCUGUGGGACAAGUACUCUGCUCGUAUUGUCCAGUUUAUGGAAGGAGACAAAGGGGGAGUGGUGAAUUGUUUGGAGCCUCAUCCCCACCUGCCAGGUAUGGCCACCAGUGGGUUGGACCAUGAUAUUAAACUGUGGGCACCCACAGCUGAAAACCCCACAGGAUUGAAGGGUCUGAAAGAGGUGAUGAAGAAAAACAAGCGGGAACGGGAUGAGGACAGUGUGCGCCAUGGUGACCAGUAUGACACCCAGCUGUUGUGGUUCCUGAUGAGACACAUGAGGAACAGAAGACCCCCAAGGGCUCGCCGUGAGGGAGCAGAUGCAGACACAGAUGAGUCCUGGAGUUCUCCAGAUUCCUCAGAUGAAGAGGAAGGAGGUCCAGAUCAUGUUCAGUGCAUGUCAUCUUGAGCCAUACAUACAUACAUACAUACAUACAUAGUUACACACACAAACAUAGAUUUAUACACUCUUUAUUGCCCUUGAAUUGAUGCACAUAGGCAAGCACUAUUGACACACUGGCACACUCAAACACUGACAAACCACAGACUGUUCUUUCUUUGAAUCUUUUUUUUUUCUUAACACACAUACAAACAGAAAAACACAUUUACAUAAACAUACUGUUGAAGCAGAGUGACAGAGAUGCUUAACGUCUGGUUUCCCAGCAGCUACGAGUGUGCAAAUAGUGACUGCAGACAGCCACACUCCCAGAAUCCUGAAUUUUGAGAAUAGAAGAGGCUUAGUGAGCACCCACAUCCCUCACUUGGAGGCUCCUGCUCGUCUGUGCAUUGUUGAUGUGUCCUGCAUAGACUCAGAAAGAUGUACUGUGCAUGGAUUGCAACAAGUACUUCCAAAUUUAGGCAACCUGUAGUGAGCUUUACAUCACCAGCACACAGUUCCCCCUCUCCUCUCCCCUUGCUUUCUGUGCAAAUGAAGAAAGGGCAUCGGCUUAAACCCUCAAAGAAUCCCCAAAAUGUGAUUCCCUUUAAAAUUUGAACUGUGUGAGGGAGCGCCCAGUGGCCCUCACUGCUUUGCCCCAGUCUCCUGUUUUUUUUUUCCUCUUUGAUUUGAAGCAGCUAGUUGCAUUUUUUUUACACAUUUGAUCCCAGAGAAUUUUUAAAUCUCCAAAUGCUGCAUUACUUUACAUGUACCCCUCCACGUAAAUCACCUCUCCUCCAUCAUUACUGAGUGCACUAUGAAUCAGGGAUGCUUUAGUGUGUGAAAGACUAAUUGUGCACCGUGUGUGAUGUUGGAGAAGGAUCUGUUGUCCUGUACAUGUUGGAAACUCCACAGUGAAAUGCUUUUUUUUUUUCUUUUUUUGAGUUGGGGGAUAGUUUGCACUGAGGAGAGGUGGUUUCCUUUGCUUCCACCAUCCUUUCUUCUGCUUCCUUCUUCCUCUUCCUCCUCCUCUCCGUUUAGAAACUCAUCUUUGACAGGACAUCUUCAGUUCACUUCUUAGUGAACAUGAAAAUUGAGAGGUAAAUGGUAUUCAGCAUGUGCAUCCGAAAGGACAUAUUUCAUACUCUGUUGGAGAACUCAGAUUUUUUUUUUUUUAUUUAAGAGUGCCAGACCCGACCUGGAUCAAUCACAGUUGAAACACUGCCUAUGAGCCAAAUGAGAUUGGAGUACUGUUGAUGUGGUUUCUUAAAAAAAAAAACAAUAAUAUUAGAAAAUUGACUUUUUUGUUUUCUUGCCAUGAGACUAAAAAGAAAGAGAAAUAGCUGACCCUGUUUAGUUAGGUCAGAAACCUCACUAACUAGUGUCUCCAGAGGUCAGUAUUUCGUGGGAUGGUGUAAUCAGUAGAAAGAAACAAAAAAAGAAAGAAACUAUUUUACAGCAACCAGCAUAAACUCCAGGAUGCUUAGUAGUCCCUUUAACAGCUGCCCCUUCUUUCAGGUCUUUGUGUUAAACUGAGCUGGCUGCCUGCUGGUGGUGGUUUCAUAUAAGAGUGCUAUUAGUCCACUUAUCUGAAAACUGAAGUCGUCUAAAAUGACAUAUUUUCACAUUUUGACCCAGGUCGGGUGCUGCAUUAGCACUGGCUCAAAAACGAGGAUGGAGGGAGGGAUGGGGUCAUUGUGCUUGCCAGUCAUUUGUUGUGUGAGAGCGAUAAAGUCCAGCUUUUCUCAUUUUCUAUGAGAACUGUAGUUAGUUGAAUUUAUAUGUACAUAUAUAAAUAUAUAUUAAAAUGGGGGAAAAAAAACUUUAGCAAAUGCUGUUUGACUUAAAAAAAAAAAAUAGUCAAAACAUUGGAUUGGUAUUGAUGCAGAGGUUUAUAUUCUAUACUGUAUGACCACAAAGUACUUUUAAAAUCCAGAAAAGAAAAAGUUGACAUGACUUUUUUUUUCCUUUUUUUUUUGACAUCCCUCUGUGAUGAACAGAAACAGUCAUUUAAAGUACUCCAGUUUUGAUUCUUUUUCUUCAUAAAGGAAAAGAAAAUACUUAGAUCUUAGUCAGUCAUUCACAGUUCUAUCCAGAUUUUCCCACUGGCUAUUUUUGGCAUCUUGUAUACAUAAUGAGGCUUUUGAUGAACAAUUCUUUUCCCAUCACCGCCUAAUAUUGUAUUCUACUAUUUCAGUUGGAAAUAUGUAUUAUUUGUGCAAUAAACAAUAAGACAGUG
This is a messenger RNA of Melanotaenia boesemani (Boeseman's rainbowfish), 4351 nucleotides long. It is a transcript of the gene dcaf8, whose product is annotated as DDB1 and CUL4 associated factor 8. Gene Ontology annotation, cellular component: Cul4-RING E3 ubiquitin ligase complex; cytoplasm. The transcript is spliced from 13 exons. The record is from RefSeq and is a predicted model, not a curated record. Bases 298 to 2145 code for a protein of 615 amino acids. Lineage: Eukaryota; Metazoa; Chordata; Actinopteri; Atheriniformes; Melanotaeniidae. Gene Ontology annotation, molecular function: protein binding.